This is a messenger RNA of Patella vulgata (common limpet), 4023 nucleotides long. Its product is annotated as centrosomal protein cep290. The transcript has 5 exons. The coding region runs from base 215 to 1942 and encodes 575 amino acids. The record is from RefSeq and is a predicted model, not a curated record. NCBI's taxonomy places the organism in Eukaryota, Metazoa, Mollusca, Gastropoda, Patellidae.
CAAAGAACCAUCUUUCUUCUGAAGACAAAUCGAUGAUUGUGGUUUUAGUAACGUGUGGAAUCGUCAUACUGAAGAGAGCCGAAGAGUCGGUUGCUGUCAGUUUUCUUUAUUAGAACUUAUUAGUGUUGUUGAUUUCGUAGCCAGUCUUCUGGCUCAUUAGAUUAGUGCAUAUUUUAACUUCUUAUUGUAGAUGUUUUUGUAAAUUGCAAAGCAAAUGUUAACCACGAAUAUGCUGAGCGCCAUUUUGGUGGCAGCUAUCCUCUGUAACCAGGGAUACGCUAAAAAUAUACCCAAACACAGAAAUACCAGAGACGUUGACCUUUCAAGAGCCUUAGAGAUUUUACAGCAACAAAGAGAUCGACUACAAGAAGAGGAUUACAGACGUUUAGCUGAGAACGGAAUUAAUCUUGAGGCACUGGGAUUAUACGAUGAUAAUCUGGACGAAAGCCCUCUAUGGCUCUCAGAGUCACUUCAAAAUGAAGAACCCGAAGAGAGCUUUGGUGAAGAUGAUGGCUUGAUGAGUAAAGAGAAAGACGUAGAAGAAACUUCGACGGAAGAAUUAGACAAUAUCUUUGAUGACACAGAACCAGAAAAAGAAAAAAUCAUAAAAACAGAGGAAAUUAUUCAAGAGAAGUCACCUGAAGCAGUUCUAGACGACGAUAGUGAUGAUGAAAAGCUUUCCGACGAUGAGUAUCAAGCUUUAUUGCGAGCUGUAGAGAAACUACAAAAACAUAACAAUGGAAAAAUAAAUAAUUUAGAAGUUUUAAAAAGACGCACACCAAAGAAUGUUGUAAAAGUGUCAAAGGAAGAACUUAACGACGUUUUUGACGAAAGUUCAAAAGAUGAUUCUGAAAAUGAAGGUAAUGAGACAAACCAGCCAGAUGUUCUAAAAAGAUCUCCGCCCAAACCAGAAAAAAUAGAGGAAACCAUACCGCUCGAUGAAUACUGGUUAUUAAAUAAUUAUCUUAAUUAUGAUGAUACCAGAAAAAAGAGAUUUACACCACAACAAUUAGAACCUCAACAAGAAGAUAUCAUGGAUGAAGAAUAUGUGGACGAUAAAGUGGAUACUGAAAAGGCAGAGCUUAUAGCUGAAAUCCGUAGAUUACAACUGGUUGCUCAUUUAGAAGAUUUAGAAAAUGAAGCUUUGACCGAAGCACUUAACCAGGCCACUCAAUCUCAGAUCCAAGGAACUGUCUCUCCUAAAGAAUUCAAGUCUCUGGAAAAGGCUAUUAAAGUUGAAGAAGCUCUCCAAGCACUUAAUCCCACUGAUGCCCAACUGGCUCUCAUCGUUCAAGAAAUAGCCCGGGCUUCUUUAAAACGUGGUGAACCCGUAUUUAAGAAGGCGUCGAAAAGAAUGGACGAUGGUGAUUUAGAAGACGAUUACCCAAAUUAUAGAAAGAGGGCAACAAAGAAAAGAGCCCCAGUAAUGGACAAUCAAGGAAUGUGGUAUGAUUUUGCUGUUAAAGAUAAAAGGGCACCAACCCCACCUCGACAAAUACUCGGAUAUUUAGACAAACCAAGAGGGGCCAACCCCGAAGAUGACGAAGAGGAAGAAGAUAAUUUAUUACCACAAAUUUUAGAAGAUAUAUCAGAUAGAACAGCUCUAAGUACAGAUACUAGAGAAGAGGACGUCUGUCCUGAAGUAGAGAGAUAUAGUGAUGGUUGUGCCUUUGCUGAUUAUUAUGGUUUACCAUUAGAUAAUGAAGCUAGAGAAUUAUGUAACAGAUAUCAGAUAUGUUAUACUUGUGGGGCCAGCUUUGGACUAACCAGCGAGUGGUGUGAUAAUAUUUAUCGAGAAAUCUACGGUUAUCUGUGCGACCAGAACAAUGAAUGUGUAAUUGAAGCUGAACUGUUUUUAAGAACCAUGAAAUUAAAACAACGGUUUGUUAAUCAACAGAUUUGUUUGGACGAAUGUACUGCUGAGUACAUCGGUGUUGUAUAACUUCCGGUACCAUGUCCGUAAUACAGUACCGUGUGCAUCACUGAUUAAUGUCUGAAACACAAAUUCAUCAAUUGAUGUCAUUCAUGUUCGUAAAAUGAUUUCCGCAUGUCAACAGAAUCGGCAUGGGAUUAAUUGGACACAAUAAAUCCACAUCAACAUCACCGAUUGACCUUACAUGGCACCACAAGAUGUCGAUAGAAUAGCCUCAAGCACAAGCUUGUGUAAUUUGUAACUGGUGCAUUUUGGGACCUUAAAUCUGGAGAACAAAAAAACCAAACAAACAAACAAACAAAAAAACACCACACAACUAAAGUAAACAGAGUAACAGGUUCUACAGACGGAGUUGUAUAUCAUGCAUUAUAUACAAGCCGUAGUUUGGUAUCUGUUCAUUAUCCCCGGUAUAAAUAGUAUUUGUUCAUUUCUACAGAUUUACAUGUAGUAUUAGUUUGUUCUUGAAUGGGUUUACUUGUUCAAUAUUCAUUUAUAUUUAUUUUAGAUUAUGAUGUAAUAACUAUUUAAUUACAGUUCAGUUAUGUGUAGUCGGCGCUCUUUCUGUCAUUAUCUAGCAUUUCUCAAAAUUAGAAUUAGAAUUCUAAAAAGUAGGAAAGUCCAAGCCUAAAUUUUCAGCAUAGAAUAUUUAAAAGUAAGGCACUGUAAAUCUAGAAUACUUAGCAUGAGAAAUUGUAGGUUAAAAUUCUAAAAAGGUAAGAAACUGUAAAAUAAUUGAUAAGCAAGAUAUAUCACCUUUCUCUGUGUUAGAUGCCUAAUCCUCUUUUAUUUGCCUUCAAACCCAGUUAUUUUCCGGCACAAGUUAUUCUUUAAUAAAAAAAAAGAUAGAACAGAAUUGGGCGGAAUAACAAACGUUUUGCUUGGUCCCGCAAAAAUAAAGUUUCCACUUUGAUUUAGGGAGUCUGAAAGUUGUAUAUCUAAUGUAUUAAAUUUGCAUAUUUGUAUCCGAUAUUCUAUGGUUAUUCCUAUAUAUACGUAUUUCUGUGAUAAAGCUAGAAAAUAAAUAAUAUACUCUUUAAGAGGCAUAUAGCAAUUGACUUAUAAUAUCAUACUAGAAUAUCACUUUGUUUAUUCCACUGCAACGUUUCAUCAACAUUUCACAACCUAAUGUACACGUGAGACAUACCAGUGUUAUAAACAAAGGGAUUCUGUACAUACCAAUUAUUCUAGAAUUAUAAGAGAAAUGAUGUAGGUCGCCUAGAGACAUAAUUAUAUUCAUGUCUGAUUUCAUACAUCUUAUAUUUCACACCGUUCAAUUAAUGGAGACACUAUAAAAAUAGUGGAAACAUAUUAGCUCCAGGCACAAUUUGACUACAAAAGAAAAUAAAAGCUAAAUUAAGGAUCCGACAAUUUAUAAAUAAUUGCUGAUGAAUUCAUACUCAACCGUAAAUGGAUUAUAUGAUUUUAAAAGGAAAGUGUCGACAAAUACACGUUGUAAUUCACGUAUGAUGUAAUCGUAUGGCCACAGUACACCAUCAAUUUCCCCACCGACCCUAAUUUGACCGGCUUUAACAUUUUCUUAAUUUUCGUUGGGUUUAACGCAUUCUACCACUGAUGGAACAGUUUGUGACAACGUCUAUAGCCGGUAUAAGGUUCACAAUGGGAGCUUGGAGAUGCACAAACUGUAAGUAGCCCACUAGUAAACAUGCAAUUAGCCCAACAUUGCAACGUAACCAACCUCUUAACAUUCCAUCUCAAAGCAUGAAUAUUCACCAAAACUUAGCACAAAAUGUAAAUUCAAACAAUUUUCUUCGAUUCUACCCCAAAGUGUCAACAAAAAUCGGACUAAAAUAUAACAAGAUUACAUUCGUGGUCGCGAAUGUAGGGUUGGAAUUUAUUGGUGCCCUGUGUCCGUAUGUGGUUAAUUUCUACACUAAACUGAAAUUUAGUGAAAGUACUUACAAGAACAGAAAAGAAACCUGGGUUAAUUUAAUAUACAUGUACCUAGUAAAAUGUCCUAAAUUGUGAUAUUGUUGUUAUGUUAUGAGUUUUAUUUUAUCUAUUGUAUGCUUUGCCUCGUUGUUUCUUUUUGUUUUGUUCGCAAGAUCAAAAAUAAAAACAAUCUAAUUUAA